GCCGCCCCUCUCGGUGAGUCAGGGCUUUGCCGGGCUCGCAGCCUGCGCCGCGGGGGCUCCAUGGAGAAGGCGGCGAGCGAGGGCGGCGGCAGCAACAGCAGCAGCCGCAGCAGCAGCCGCCCCACCUCGGCGGGCUCGUCGCCCUCGUCCUCUUCUGCCGGCCGCGGGCUGCCGGGCCGGGCGAAGCUGGAGGGAGGCGGCUGCAGCCCCGGCUCGGCGGCGGCCACCAGCCCCGGGGGCGCGCAGGUGCCCGGCGGCAGGAGGCGGGAGCCCGUGCUGGAAGGGACUCUCAGCAAAUACACCAACCUCCUGCAGGGCUGGCAGAGCAGGUACUUUGUGCUGGACUUUGAGACGGGGAUUCUACAAUAUUUCGUGAAUGAGCAAAGUAAAAACCAGAAGCCACGAGGAACCUUGUCUUUAGCUGGAGCUAUAAUAUCGCCCAGUGAUGAAGUGCCACACAUGUUGGUGGUCUACUCUGCUAAUGGAGAGAUGUACAAGUUGAGAGCUGCUGAUGCAAAGGAGAAACAAUACUGGAUAAAUCAGCUGCGAUCCUGUGCCAAACAUCACAAGGAAGGUAAUUCUAAGAACAUUUCAUCUUCGCGAAGUAGAAGAUCAUCUCUGCUGACGCCUGGGGCAGUUAAUUCUGCAUCUCCUAGUGGCCAGAAGCAUAUGAAUCAAAGUGUUGUAACCAUUACACAUCACAAAUCACCUGCAGCUGCUCGAAGAGCAAAGAGCCAGCGUUCUGGUCAACUCCAUGAAGUCAGAGAGAUCAUGAGCCAAGUUGAAGGACAACAGAAGAAUCUUGUACAAGCCAUUGAAGCUCUCCCAAGUUCUGGGCCCCUUUCUGCCUUGGAUCAGGACUUGCUGCUUUUAAAAGCUACCUCUGCUGCCACCCUGAGCUGCCUUGGAGAAUGCCUGACUCUGUUACAGCAAAGCAUGCAUCAAGUGGGACAAAAUCAUAACAGGACACUGUCAUCAGAAGGUAUCCUGGGAUGGUCUGGGCCUAAGUCACACUCCACAGAGCAACUGAAAAAUGGUGCCCUCAGCUCCUUGUCAUCUGCCAGUGCCAACAUUACAUGGGCAAUAGUACCAUCUGCAGCCCAGGAUGGACAAGCACUACAACCAAAUACAGAGCAUUCAGCUUCUGAGUUGAUCCUAGUUGAAGAUGAAAUAACAGAUACUGAAGAUAAUGAAGAGGAGGAUUUAGGAGUUAUGGAUGAUCAACGUAGCGUAAUUCUCCAUCUCAUCUCUCAGCUCAAACUUGGCAUGGACCUUACUAGGGUAGUGCUUCCAACAUUUAUUUUGGAGAAAAGAUCCCUGCUGGAGAUGUAUGCAAAUUUCAUGGCCCAUCCAGACCUGUUUUUGUCAAUUGCAGCUGGAGCCACCCCGGAGGAAAGAAUUAUCUGCUUUGUGGAGUAUUAUCUAACAGCUUUUCACGAAGGCCGAAAGGGAGCGGUUGCCAAGAAGCCCUAUAACCCUAUAAUUGGUGAAACGUUUCAUUGCUCGUGGGAUGUGCCUAAAGAUAAAGUGAAAGCAUUCAGAACUAAUGGUGCCUCUGAGGUUUCUAAGGACCCAACCAAGGAGUCUGGCCAGGACCAGUCCAUGUGCUACAAGCUGAGGUUUGUAGCUGAACAAGUAUCCCAUCAUCCACCGGUAUCUUGCUUUUACUGUGAGUGCAAAGAGAAGAAAAUGUGUGUGAACGCUCACGUAUGGACCAAAAGCAAGUUUAUGGGCAUGUCGAUAGGUGUUUCUAUGGUAGGUGAAGGUGUUCUUCACUUGCUGGAACAUGAAGAAGAGUAUGUUUUCACCCUGCCUAGUGCCUAUGCUCGCUCGAUACUUACAAUCCCAUGGGUGGAACUUGGAGGAAAAGUCAACAUCAAUUGUGCCAGAACAGGCUAUUCUGCCACGGUCACGUUCCACACCAAACCAUUCUAUGGAGGGAAGGUCCACAGGGUUACAGCUGAAGUGAAACACAAUCCUACUAACACCAUAGUGUGCAAGGCACAGGGAGAAUGGAACGGUACGCUGGAAUUUACUUACAGCAAUGGAGAAACCAAAGUGAUUGACACUAAUAAACUGCCUGUUAUUAGGAAAAAGAUUAGGCCAAUAGCAAAACAAGGCCCACUGGAAUCAAGGCACCUUUGGCAACACGUCACCAAUUCCCUGAAAGAAGGCGAUAUUGAUGCAGCAACAGAACACAAGCACCGCCUGGAAGAGAGGCAGCGAGCAGAGGAGAGGCAGCGCGCCGCUUUGACAACCCCGUGGAAACCAAAAUAUUUCGCCAAAGAGGGUGAUGGUUGGCUAUACGUGAACCCUCUCUGGAAGACCCAUUGAUGAGAUAGAGCAGUUGCCUCGUAGCUUUACCUUAAAGGCAUUAAAAUGACACAGUAUAUAACUUCAAGAUGUCACUGAAUAGGUCCUGUGAUCAGAAGAUCCAAACGAGAAGCUGUAUACUGUGAAUGAUGCAUCUCAAAAUAAUCACAAGCUCGAGUUUAUUCAGGAGCCAUUUUGUGCGUACGGAUACACAAACACACGCGCACACGUCCAUACAGACACACAUGUAUACACGCAGUGUGUAUGGGUUUGUGUGUGUAUUAUUUACACUACAUGUAAACGAGUUUAAACACUAACAGUGAUUUAAAGACCUUUUCCUCUAAGUGUUAGAGCAAAGAGCUCCGGCUGGAUUCAGCUGGGGUUCCCCAAGUUGUGUGCUUGCAGGAUCAGGCCCUACGCUGGUAUUUAAGAAAAUACUUUUUUAUCAGUACUGGUUAAGGUUUUUCUAUUUUUCACUUUGCCAAAAAUGUUUUGCACUUCAAAUGUGAUGUCUCACUUAACGGCAGUCGUUCUGUCUCAACAGUCAUUGAGUAACUGAUUUUCACGUAAGAAUGAUAAAGCGUAAGAUGAUAAAUCGCUCACUGGGAUGCUUAUUUAAGAGCACGUUUCCUGUCACUUACCCGUGUCAGUUUUUUCCCACUGGAUAAGAAGUAGCAAUACCUUCUCCAGAAUGUUGCUCACACUGACCUGUUGUGUCCUUGCUUUUUUGUUUGUUCACACUUCCAACUGUUGAAUGGAUCUGUGGUCACCAGUGAGGCAGCUGCUCUGGAAAUCUUGGUCUUGCUGUGUAAUGUUCUCUGUCAUGCCAAUGCUUUUGGGUUGUGUGUUCUGCUAAAUCCCUUCUGGCAGAUGGAGCUGUGGUGUUCCAGCUCACUCUUGCCUCCGCUUUCCACCCCCAGUAAGAGGCACAGUGCACCGCAGGGCUGUGCCUCAGGCAUCCAUGGCCUUGCCUCUUAAGUUAAACCACCGCUGGUGCAUUCAUGCUCGAAUACUGGGCUGUGCGGUGACACGGGUGAAGCUGGGUAGGAGUCGUGUCCUGCUGUGCUGGGAAUGAGCCUUCCCCACCAGUGCAGGUUUGGUGCCCUGCUGUGGGAAAUCAGACAGCUCAUCUGGUCAGAGCCCUUAAUUCCAUAUGCAGGCUCCCAGCAGACCUGAAUUUUGAUUUCUUUUGCAUUUGAUCCAGUUGAUUGCUUCUGGAUGAAAUAUUUGGAUGAUUAGAGAUGACCUAACCGGCCUUCUCAGAUGAAUCAUGUUUGGAUGUAAAAGUAACAAUUGAGUAACCCAUCACAUUGCAACAACAAAACCUUUUUAGUGAAACAAAUGAAAUAGGAUAUAAUUUGUUUUGUAAAGAUAUUAAAAAAAAUAAGGAAACGAUCCCAUAGCUUGAUCUUGCUUUGAAGGGUAACCACUGUGACACGAAGUGAGGGGAUCCUAAAGUGCAUUAAAGCUUCGUUGCUCUUUAGUUCGUGUUUGUUGAAAGUGAAGAUGUGUUUGAGAGAAGUGGCGACAAAAGGCAAAGGUACAAUGUGUGCUGACUUCGCUCAGCAUUUCUUUUUACAGUGCCCUGUCAAGAAACCACUACGUUUCGAACAUGCGGUAGCGCGGCUGCCUGCCUUUCUGUAGUACUGAUUCAUUUGGUGCCUUUCGCCGGCUUUCUUACUGCUUGUGCUUUAGGGAAGUUACACAAACUUGGUUAGGUUGAAGUGCUGCUUCUCUCUGUUCUAGUGCGUCCUGAUUAUUUUUUAGGGGAGAUGUUAAAAUCUCUUGAGCAACUUGGAAGGCUGAACAGAGGUGUGCACGCAAGGGACCAUGCCACUAGUUGUUCAUUUGGGCAUAUUUAAUAGAUAUUUACAUUUGAACUUCAGAUCCCUAUUUAACGAAGAUGUGGCUCCUUUUUCCUCCCAGAUGCCAUUUUGGCUGCUUGUAUGUACUUUUUUUGCACAUUAGAAAGGAUUAACAUGCUGAAUUAUUUUAAAUCCUAUUUUUUAAAGAAAAAAAUGUGGACUGUAUGAGCUUGAUUUUGUAACUGACACUUUUUUUUUAAAGGAAAAAAAUCUUAUUUUUAGAAUAGUUGAUGUUUUUCUGUAACAAAACCAAAAUGACACUGAACUACUGUGAAGUGUCAUCAAGGAAACUUGUAAUUUAUCACCUGCAAGAAUUAACUUUGUAAUGGAUCCACUCUUGUCCUAGAGGUUAGUCUGAUCAGUAAUCAGUAUCCACACAGUUUGUAACAGCAUUGCAAAGAACAAUUGAAAAUGCAGAAUUAAACACAUCAAACGUCCUCCCAGAACUCCUGAUUUUCACACACCAAAGAACAAGCCACACGCUCACUGAAAACAGCCAUUGGAAACCUCUGUCUGUCAGGCACGCAGGCCUGUGCUCCUGAAAGAGCGGACCUCUUUCGGCUCUGCUGGCUUGACCGUCGAGGCUACAAAGGUGCUGUAGCCGUUCUUUUAAAUUUGAAUAUUUUAUGCUUGUAAUUUAUUGACGAUUUAUUUUUUUUUUCCUGUCUGCAUGGUUGGUUGUUUCUGCAUGCCGAGAACAUUCCACUUGUGCUCUGGUAAAUGUUUUGUUUCUAUGCUGUGAAGGCUCCCCUGAUGCCGUUAACUGCUGUUCCCUUCCCAAAGUACCUUGGGAGAGGCAAACACAAAACCAGUCCUUUCUGAAGAGCCCAGCAGUGAGAGAUUCCAGAACAAGAUUCACAAGUGUCAUCUUAUUUUUCUGAUAGUUAUGUGUUCGAUAUAUUUUACAGGACUGAUAAGUAAAUAUUCAUAAGCCUUAUUCUGUAGGUUGCUCCAAUAGCUGUCUUAGACUUGCAAGUGAAUCUUUUCAAGUAGCCAAUGUACACUGAAUUGUAAUGUAAAAACCUCUGUGUACUUCACUUUUUUUUUUUGUGCACACCUGUAGGAAGCCUAUGCAACCUUUUUCUUUCUUAAAUUACGUUCAGAAAGAAAAUUUAUACCUUUAUCAUUUAAAAGACGCUCUGGCAGUCUCUUUGGAUUUGUCUUCCUUUCAUAAUUUGUGAAUUUAAAACGACAAUGCUCAUGAAUAAAAGAUUUGUUUCAUUUA
This is a messenger RNA of Cuculus canorus (common cuckoo), 5403 nucleotides long. RefSeq names its product oxysterol binding protein like 10 (gene OSBPL10). The record is from RefSeq and is a predicted model, not a curated record. Gene Ontology annotation, cellular component: membrane; intracellular membrane-bounded organelle; cytosol. Gene Ontology annotation, molecular function: cholesterol binding. The transcript has 12 exons. The coding region runs from base 61 to 2334 and encodes 757 amino acids. Lineage: Eukaryota; Metazoa; Chordata; Aves; Cuculiformes; Cuculidae.